Molecule: messenger RNA, 492 nt
Organism: Dovyalis caffra
Lineage: Eukaryota; Viridiplantae; Streptophyta; Magnoliopsida; Malpighiales; Salicaceae
Source: the annotation of a GenBank genome assembly
AUGUUGCUUCGCGUACGAUUAUCGGCUCCUUGUAGUAUGCUCCUCCGGAUCCUCGAGAUGCCUCUUUCCUUACCUGGGAGAUUGACGAGUUCCGUUGUUUGUGAAAAGAGAUGGUCCAAGCCAACCGCAGUUGCUUCGAUGACAUUGGCACCUGUUCUCUUAUCGACUCUUUGGAAUGCCCAAGAUGAUAGUGCCACCUUCAACAAAAGUCUAAUGGUAUAUGGAAUUGGGUUGAUGUUUGGAAUGACAUUUGGGGUUCUCGCGUAUGCAACAACCGAGAAGUCAAGUCCACCGCGAAGACUAACGGUUCUUGCACGGGGAAAUUCAAUUGGUGAUUUGAUAACAAAUUUGAUAUUGGCUGCGAAUGGUAGCCCCGAAGGUACACAAGUCGCUAUAUCGAGUCGUUAUGCGAGUCCCAUCUUCAACAUCCUUUUUGGUCCGGGAUUGUCUCCGGUUUGCUCAGCUCGGUAUUCCUACCCAUCACUGUUGUGA